AUGUGGUCAGCUGUGGGGGUCCGGGCAAUUGUGGGGGUGAUGUGGUCAGCUGUGGGGGUCCGGGCAUGUGGGGGUGAUGUGGUCAGCUGUGGGGGUCCGGGCAAUCUGUGGGGGUCCGGGCAAUGUGGGGGUGAUGUGGUCAGCUGUGGGGGUCCGGGCAAUGUGGGGGUGAUGUGGUCAGCUGUGGGGGUCCGGCAAUGUGGGGGUGAUGUGGUCAGCUGUGGGGGUCCGGGCAAUGUGGGGCUGUGGGGGUCCGGGCAAUGUGGGGGUGAUGUGGUCAGCUGUGGGGGUCCGGGCAAUGUGGGGGUGAUGUGGUCAGCUGUGGGGGUCCGGGUGAUGUGGGGGGUGAUGUGGUCAGCUGUGGGGGUCCGGGCAAUGUGGGGCUGUGGGGGUCCGGGCAAUGUGGGGGUGAUGUGGUCAGCUGUGGGGGUCGGGCAAUGUGGGGGUGAUGUGGUCUGCUGUGGGGUCCGGGUGAUGUGGGGCUGUGGGGGUCCGGGCAAUGUGGGGGUGAUGUGGUCAGCAGACUGUGGGGGUCCGGGUGAUGUGGGGGUGAUGUGGUCAGCUGUGGGGGUCCGGGUGAUUGUGGGGGGUGAUGUGCUGUGGGGGUCCGGGAAAUGUGGGGGUGAUGUGGUCAGCUGUGGGGGUCCGGGCAAUUGUGGGGGUGAUGUGGUCAGCUGUGGGGGUCCGGGCAAUGUGUGGGGUGAUGUGGUCAGCUGUGGGGGUCCGGGCAAUGUGGGGCUGUGGGGGUCCGGGCAAUGUGGGGGUGAUGUGGUCAGCUGUGGGGGUCCGGGCAAUGUGGGGGUGAUGUGGUCAGCUGUGGGGGGUCCGGGUGAUGUGGGGCUGUGGGGGUCCGGGCAAUGUGGGGGUGAUGUGGUCAGCUGUGGGGGUCCGGGCAAAUGUGGGGGUGAUGUGGUCAGCUGUGGGGGUCCGGGUGAAUGUGGGGGUGAUGUGGUCAGCUGUGGGGGUCCGGGCAAUGUGGGGGUGAUGUGGUCAAGCUGUGGGGGUCCGGGCAAUGUGGGGGUGAUGUGGUCAGUUUUGUGGGGGUCCUGGGUGGGUCAGGGCAAAUGUGGGGGUGAUGUGGUCAUGUGGGGGUCGGGCAAUGUGGGGCUGUGGGGGUCCGGGCAAUGUGGGGGUGAUGUGGUCAGCUGUGGGGGUCCGGGCAAUGUGGGGGUGAUUGUGGUCAGCUGUGGGGGUCGGGCAAUGUGGGGUGAUGUGGUCAGCUGUGGGGGUCCGUGGCAAUGUGGGGUGGUCAGCUGUAGGGGUCCGGUCACUGCAAAUGGCAAAUAA
This is a messenger RNA of Knipowitschia caucasica, 1287 nucleotides long. The record is from the annotation of a GenBank genome assembly. Lineage: Eukaryota; Metazoa; Chordata; Actinopteri; Gobiiformes; Gobiidae.